AUGCUCCGCCAAUCCGUCCGUCCCCUCUCAACCGCCAACCGCGCUCUCACCCGCUCCUUCUCUGCUCUUGCUCCCAGAAUGGGUGAAGGUGACACUGGUGCUCCUCGUGCUGGCGGUAUUCAGAGCGGGGAUUCCUUCACACGCCGGGAAGCUGCACAGGAAAGCCUGUACAUCCACGAGAAGGAGAAGGAGAAGCUCGCAUCUCUCAAGAGAAAGAUCCAGGAACAGCAAGAGCAUCUCAAUGAGCUUGAUAAGCAUCUUGAGGAGCUGAGCCGGAACCAGGGCGGCGAGAAGAACUAA
Messenger RNA from Aspergillus lentulus, 300 nucleotides. RefSeq names its product ATPase inhibitor, mitochondrial. Gene Ontology annotation, biological process: negative regulation of ATP-dependent activity. The record is from RefSeq and is a predicted model, not a curated record. Gene Ontology annotation, cellular component: mitochondrion. NCBI's taxonomy places the organism in Eukaryota, Fungi, Ascomycota, Eurotiomycetes, Eurotiales, Aspergillaceae. Gene Ontology annotation, molecular function: ATPase inhibitor activity.